This is a messenger RNA of Elaeis guineensis (African oil palm), 1281 nucleotides long. RefSeq lists its product as uncharacterized. NCBI's taxonomy places the organism in Eukaryota, Viridiplantae, Streptophyta, Magnoliopsida, Arecales, Arecaceae. The record is from RefSeq and is a predicted model, not a curated record.
CUCUUCGUUUCUAACCUUCGCUUUUCCUUUCCGUUCCUGAGUGCUGGAUGCUGAGAUCUCGAAUCAGCGAAGGCCGCGAUUUCUUCUGCGAAUAGAUCGUCGCCGCCGAAUCUUCGUGGCCAAUCUCGUGGGAUCCGGCGAUAUCUUUCAGUAGAAAUUAUUGAUGGAUAAAAGGAGUUGCCACUUGGCGGGCUAGAAGAAAAUUUAUGUGGUCUGGGUGAGCAGUGGAAAUGCUAUUGGCUGUGGAAGGAGGAGGAUUCUUUUCUUCUUCAGCAUCAGGAUAUAGCAAAGGCCUUGCCCUUCUGCUCCUUGGCCGGAGAAAUGAAGAAAGGCCUAUGAGAGUUUCACCGUGGAAUCAGUAUCAAUUGGUUGAGCAGGAAGUUGAGACAGAAUUUCAACUGGCUUCCAGGAAAAACCAAUCUUCCUGUGGGUGUGCCUCCUUCAUCUGCUUUGGUUGUGUGCCUGCAGGAAUUGAUGGUCCAUCUCCCCCUAAAGUGGGUCCUGCCCAUCAGCCUGAAGUUUUGUCAGAUUCUUCUUCUUCUUUAUCUUCUUCUCAUAAGGGCAAGCUAGCAAUUAAUGAUGGUAUUAAUGGUAAUGUAAGAAAUGCUUAUCUCAAGAGUAAUCUGAAAAGGCCCUUCGCAGACCGUUCUGCAGUGGUUUCUGAGGUUGAUGAUGCACGUGAAUCUGUGGAAGAGAUGCCAAACAAUACAUCUUGCUGUAUUGAAAGGAGGAAAGUGCAGUGGACUGAUGCAUGUGGAAAAGAGCUUGCUGAGAUAAGGGAGUUUGAAGUUAGUGAUGAUGGCUUAUCAGAUGAGGAAUGUGAACAUGAAGGUAUUAGAAGAUGUGAGUGUGUGAUUCAGUAAGUUUUAUGUUCUGUUAAACUGGAUCCAUGGACAGAAGCAGGCAGGCAUGGUUCUCUUCUCUGGCAACUAAACAAGCGCUAUGCAAUCAGGCAGAUGCUUGCAAGGUUCUACUACUUUCCCCAGCAAAGUUGCCUAUUCCUGCCUUUAUCAACUACAGAGAUAUUCUUUGAACUGAUUGCUUGGGGGAAGGACAUGACAACAUGUGGCAACAAUCAUGAGAUUAUUCACUCAUUUUUUUGUUUUCUUUUGUUGCAGCCCAUGUUUGAGAUUUCCUGCAUCUGUUUUCAGGAUUUCAAUUUUGUCAUUCUGGGUAUAUUUAUCUCCUUGUAUCUUGUUCUUCUGUAGCUUUAAUCUUUUCUACAUAGUGUUUUAUUUGCUCGCUUGUUUUACCAUAUGUUAGUCUGUUGACCAUUUUUUU